Messenger RNA from Sabethes cyaneus, 708 nucleotides. RefSeq lists its product as uncharacterized. Lineage: Eukaryota; Metazoa; Arthropoda; Insecta; Diptera; Culicidae. The transcript is spliced from 2 exons. The coding region runs from base 1 to 708 and encodes 235 amino acids. The record is from RefSeq and is a predicted model, not a curated record.
AUGUCUGAUUCAAAUUACCAGUUGUUGGAAACACCCAAAUUUUCCCUGAAAUCACCGCGCGCGAGACCGAAGGAACAUCUCCAACAGGAGCUAAUUCGAGCAAGUGAUAGGAAAAGUCGUCCGAAAAAGCAGGCAGUUAAGCGAUGCUUAUCGGAGGGCUUAAGCAGACAUAAUGGACAAUUAGUAAGUGAAGCCAGAAAAUAUCUACCCCAGUACGACCAGCUGGUACAAGCUGCGGUUAAUCUCUAUGUAACGAGUGAGUUGAAAAAAAUUUCCCUCCCAAAUUCGGAAAACAAUGAAAUGAUAAAAAAUUUGAUUCAGCAAUUCUUCGGACAACCGCACUCUUUGCAGCAACAAUACGUCAAAACCGCCGCGCUUACCCAAAGCAAAGGCGCCCAACUAUGUUCCGACCCGUUUCUGAUAUUUUUGGAUCUACACAAAAGGCAAUCACGAUCGCGACGUCGAACCGAACGUCGGCUGGAAGGAAGUGAUUCGGAUAUCGGUCUGUUCGCUUGCAACGCCUAUCGUGCCGAAUCCGGCGAGGAGUCCGAUCCUACGCGAUUCCGUGCCGGUGGUAACCAAGAUGACAUUGUCCUAUCAGAAGCUAGAGCGCUGUGGAAACGAAUGAGUCCCGAGUUGAAGCUUCCAUUUUUUGUGAACGCUUUCCUAGCGGUUCAUGCUCCCGAAGCACUGGAUCAAGCGUUAUGA